AUGAGUUCCGCCGCGCGAUCUUCCAACGUCCACCAGGAUUAUAUUGCGAGAAUUAGAUACUCGAACGCGCUUCCUCCACCACCAUGCCCUCCGAAGCUGCUUGAUAUACCCAAUACUGGCCUGUCCAGUGGACAGUAUACGUCGGCUAGCUUUGCGUCGCGGCUGGCACGAGAGCAACCAUUGAAUAUUGAGGCAGAUGCAGAACUGGGUAUGCCCAUCGAUUUGGUGGGUAUCCCAAAGGUCUUCGAUGGCGACGAGUCGGCUAUACAGGCGAUGCCACAUCCCCCACCACUAAGCGCUGCGGAUAGAGCACUGAUGCGACCGCCGAAUGCCCUGGGUAAAUCAAACACCACUGCGACAGGCAUUACGUUCUUGCGCCGAACCGAAUAUGUCACAUCAACCACGACAGGAGGAUCAAAGUUCGAAUCAAGUAACUCGUCAAACACAAUGCGCCUACGACGGAAACGGAAAGUAGCCGAGGCGAGCCACGACGAUCCGAUCAACAUCGCCAGGCACAUCCUGAAGGGCUUCAACAUCGCUUACCCAGCAGAUGCAUACAAUGGACAGGACAGCGCAGAGAACUUGCGGGCCGCAGAGUCGACAUCCGAGGAGCGAUUGGCGUGGAAUAAGCCUACGCACCCAAAGGGUCACUUAAAGCUCCUCGACGCUUACCCUCUACUCCCAGAUUGGGAUGCCACACCAGACACGGGUUCAUACAUGCUCUUCAAGUUCCUGGCGCCGCCCGUCAACAACCCAAGCGACCGCUCCUACGACCCACGCCUUGACGUCGCGAUUGUCCGCCCCGCGGGUCAGACAAUCGAAGACCACGAGAUCUACCUUCAAAACUACGAAGAGCAUAGAAAAGAUCCCGCCGUGCCCACGCCUAUCCCACGCUACCAGUUCGAAUACUUUCUUCCACCAAACCGAGAAAAGGUGGCGGGCAUCAAACGCAACUUCACCACAAACGACCCCGACAACGACGCCGAGAUCGACUUUGACAUUGCAGAAGACGAUGAAGGCCAACCCCGCAAGUGCUUCAAGUACGAAAACAUACGCACGUACGAGACAUAUGCCCAGACCGGCGAUCCUCACGAUACCUAUGGCGAUGCAGUUGCCAUGGCGCUGCACGACCCAGAGAAGCAUGAGAGCGAGCGCCUACGCAAUACGAGUCUGCAGAAGGCAGCCUACUUUUACCCCAUCAUUCAGAAGACACACAUUAGGCCGCGCCGACCGGGCAGGCCGAACCUUACCGAGGAACAGCAAAAAGUCGAUGUCAUCGAGGCCGCGGGUAGGGAGCCCGGAAACGAGGCGGAGAGGCGUGAAGCGUUUAGAAAGCGGGCUGAAGGCAUUGUUGAGCCUCAAGCUCCUCAGCGACAGGAUACUGAUGCACAUGAGGAAGCUUGA
Molecule: messenger RNA, 1404 nt
Organism: Plenodomus lingam JN3
Lineage: Eukaryota; Fungi; Ascomycota; Dothideomycetes; Pleosporales; Leptosphaeriaceae
Biological process (GO): transcription elongation by RNA polymerase II
Cellular component (GO): Cdc73/Paf1 complex
Molecular function (GO): RNA polymerase II complex binding; chromatin binding
Source: RefSeq, a predicted model, not a curated record